Messenger RNA from Diachasmimorpha longicaudata, 2929 nucleotides. RefSeq names its product ubiquitin-associated domain-containing protein 1 (gene Kpc2). Gene Ontology annotation, cellular component: ubiquitin ligase complex. Gene Ontology annotation, molecular function: protein binding. Bases 149 to 1549 code for a protein of 466 amino acids. Lineage: Eukaryota; Metazoa; Arthropoda; Insecta; Hymenoptera; Braconidae. The record is from RefSeq and is a predicted model, not a curated record. The transcript is spliced from 3 exons.
UUAUUAUUGAUAUUAUGGACAAGAUAACGAGUUUUAUGGCAUCAGCUGUUAAUGGGGACAGGAGAUACGUCAAAAAUUGAGUGGCAGAUGGCCAGCGAGAGAGUACUACACCAGAAUCACUCCGAAAGUCAUAAAAAAAGUGAGAUUGAUGAUCCCAUGGGUGCGAGAACAGAUAGCGGAGGCUUGGCAUAGCAGAAAGAGCUCAAGGACAACCGAAAGGGGGUCCUCGGCUCUUUCUCCGCCUGGGAGUGAGAGAAAGAGUGAUACAAGUGCGUUUAUGGGCCCUUCCACUUCAGCGGAUACAUUCAGCGUCAACGUGAUAAGCCUAGAAGGUGAGAUCCUCCAAAUACCAUCAAAGCCGGACUAUACAAUCGAGAAGCUGAAGUCGAUCGCCGCAAGGCAUUUCUACGGGUCCGAUGGCUCCCGCCCACCCUCCACCCUCCGUCUGAUCCACCCACAUAAUCUAAAGCCCCUCGUCGACACGAAACAACUCUCCGAAGAGGAAAUAAAACCCUCCGACAGCCUCCUCCUGACUGAAAUCCGUCCCCCGCCCCCAAAAGACCCUCCAGAGGACCUCCUCAGGGGGCCCACCCUCGAGGCGAUAUCCAAAGCAACAGCCCACCUACCUCCACCUGCCCCUCCGAGGUCCUCCCCCUCCACCGACUGUCCCGUCGAUUUCCAGACGGAAAUUCGGAAAAUCCUGAUAAGCCUCGUUCAGGCCUCAGCGAGAAUUCUCAGUCAUUCUCCAGAAGCUCCAAAGCUCUCCGAAAUCAUUCGUGAGAAAUUGGAGGUCAGGUCCCAGCCCCCCAACGAUCCAAAAACUGUUAAAUACCUCAUGGACAUUGGGUUUCCGGAGAAGCAGGUGCUGAAGGCCCUGAAACUCAAGAAGAUGAAUACCUCCGAGGCUCUGGAUUGGUUGAUAGACCACCAGGAGGAGGAGGGGGAGGAGGAGGAGCUCGGCUUUCCCUCACUCCUGGAGGACCCACUGGAAACACCGGUUCCGGGCCCCGGUGGAUCAGGCCCAUCAUCGGAUCGCCGGAAAUCUUUCAAAUCCGGUUUCUCUGACCUCUUCAAAGUCAAAGCACAGGAGGGCCGGAGGGAUAACCUCGUGACCCUAGUCGGAAUUCUACUCCAGAGUUUCAGUCAGUACAAACGACUAGAGUUCAGGCCCAGCUCGCGUAUCAAGGAGAGCCUGGUGGAGAUGGGAUUCGAGGAAAAGAAGGUUGUGGAGACCCUCAAGAUUACGGGCAAUAAUCAAAACAAUGCCUGUGAAUGGCUACUGGGGGCAAGGAGGCGGAGCUUGCAGGAUCUCGAUGAGGGCCUUGAGGAGGGGGGGCCCAUUUAUGAGGCUAUUAUGAGGAAUCCACACAUACAGCUGAGCUUGACAAAUCCAAAGAUGAUGAUGGCGUAUUUAUCGAUAUUGGAGACACCAUCGUCUACUAGUAUUUGGAUCAAUGAUCCAGAGGUAUCACCGGUGUUGAGUCAGAUAUUUAAAACUUAUCACUCGGAGAAACAUGCCAUUCAUAUGAAUCGGUAUGAGAAUAGCUAGCAAAUAGGGGGUGGUAGGGGCGGGGGGAUAGGUGGUAGCAAUUCGCGAUUAGGGGUAAGGGGAUGGGGCAUUGAGGAUAUUGGAAGGGAGGUGGGGGGUUUAGGGGUUGGUGUGUGGGCCCCAGAGGGUCUUGGACGAGGUGGGUGGAGCAUUGGGGGUCUAGGGGGUGCAGACUGGGGAUUGUCGGCAAUCGGGAACUCAAGGGGGAGCUUAAGGGGGAUUGGAGACUCUGAAAGCGAAGUUAGGAGGGGAGAGACUGACAUGAUGGAGGGGAAUGGCGGGGAGGGGUGGAAUGCCCAGAGGGGAAGUGAUGGGAGAGGCUUUGGAAUUGAGGGGAGCGGGUGGAGAUUUGGUGGCAGGGGAGGGUGUAGUAGGCCGAGAUUUUGUGGAAGGGGGGUCGGGUGGAUUGGAAGGGCGUGGAGAAUAGGGGGCAGGGGCGGCCAGUGAGAUAUUUUCGUACGAUUUCUGGAACGAGGGUAGAGGUAUGGAAGUGUAUGAUAAUUCAUGAUAGAAAGAAAAAAAUUAAAAAUUUAUUGCUUAUCGCAAUGUUGAAAGUUGACGCUAUUAAAUGAAAAAUUAGAGAUCAUUGAUUGCUUGUUAAAUGUCGUUCUGAAGGGGUAAAUCAUCAUACUUAUGAUUUGUUGAUCGUUGAAGUGAUUUUUUAAUAUCGAGGGGAGUGAAUUUUUUGUUUCUCUUGACAACACUUUUUUUGGUCGCAUUAUUUUGAUAACAGGGGUGGAUAAAUUCAAAGCUUAUUUUAUUUAUUUAUUUUAUUUAUUGUAUCCUCACUUUGUGUAAUUACAAGUGUGCUUGUUAUUGAAACAAUAACGAUGACGCGGAAGUCUCCGAUGAAACUUUGCGGUUGUGCUUGGAGGCUCCGGAUAUAUUCGAUAUUUUGACUGCGAGAUGAAAAAUAAUUACGAAAAACGGGGAUUUUCCGGCGAAAACCGUCGGAUUGAUCGGGAAUUCUGCUCGAUCAUCUCUUCGCAAGUAAUUCUGAUAAUGAAGAUCUCAAAUGAAAGUAGAAACAUUGUUUAAGGAUAAAAAAUAUCUUUUGUGUUCAAGACAAAUUUUAUGAAAUUCAUCUUUUUCGUUUAAACACUAAUUUUUCUGAAGGAUAACAUUGUCACAGACUUGAGUUAAAAAUUAAUUUACACGGAUAUAAUUUUUUUUUCUCUUCAGCAAUUAGUGGAUAGAAUUUUGUUAAUCGUGAUAAUUAACAUUUUCUAAUACUAAUUGUAAUUUUGUAACUUUUUCUUUUUAUUUGUGAAAAAAUUUCCGUGCAAUGACGCACAUUAAAAAAUGUUACACACAUGUAAUUAAAUUGUAGAAAUGAAUUUAGAAAAUUAAAAAAAUAAAAAAAAUAUUUUUCCCAUGAAA